Sinocyclocheilus anshuiensis is the source of this 653-nucleotide messenger RNA. Its product is annotated as actin-binding Rho-activating protein-like. Lineage: Eukaryota; Metazoa; Chordata; Actinopteri; Cypriniformes; Cyprinidae. The transcript has 3 exons. Gene Ontology annotation, biological process: positive regulation of transcription by RNA polymerase II; positive regulation of Rho protein signal transduction. The coding region runs from base 171 to 653 and encodes 160 amino acids. Gene Ontology annotation, cellular component: sarcomere. The record is from RefSeq and is a predicted model, not a curated record. Gene Ontology annotation, molecular function: actin binding.
UUCUCAUUGGUUGGUUUACACGUCAAUCACUCUCACCAGAGGUCAGAAAAGUAUCUGCUGCUGAACUUGUAACGUAUCCACUUCCACAGCAUGACAACCAUCCUCAAGAAGCCAAACAAGGGCGUGAAGCCUGCUGAAAACUAGAGGCGUCCUGUGAGCCAAAGGUCACCAUGGAGACAGACGAUGCACCUGCGCAGCCCAAUGACGACUGCGUGGAGACCUGCACUGUAUCCGUCAAAGGUCUGACAGAGAACUGGCAGAAAUGGUCCAACGACCACUGCGAGAAUCAGAAACACAAUCCUUUCAGCAACAGCAAGGUGAUUCCCCCACAGAUACAACGAGGACAGGAGGGCUACGGCAGGCCUUUAGAGGGCUCCAAAACAGAGCAGAGAGGAAAAGACGCCCACUCUCACAUCAGCAGAGAGGUCACAGAGCUCUGCCAGGUCAUUAUGGAGAGCGGAGAGAGUGGAGACGAUGGCAGGCCGGCUGUGCGGUUCGGGACACUGUUUGAAAGAUACGUCACCAUCUCUAAUAAACUAGUGGGAGUUCUGCUGCGAGCACGCAAGCAAGGGCUGGUGCACUUUGAAGGAGAGAUGCUGUGGCAGGGGAGAGAUGACGGAGUGCUUCAAGGCUUGAAGCCUGCUGAAAACUAG